Trematosphaeria pertusa is the source of this 1481-nucleotide messenger RNA. Its product is annotated as S-adenosyl-L-methionine-dependent methyltransferase. Bases 41 to 1102 code for a protein of 353 amino acids. The transcript has 9 exons. The record is from RefSeq and is a predicted model, not a curated record. NCBI's taxonomy places the organism in Eukaryota, Fungi, Ascomycota, Dothideomycetes, Pleosporales, Trematosphaeriaceae. Gene Ontology annotation, molecular function: methyltransferase activity.
CGACACAGGAACCUCGACAUCUCGAGACUGGCCCGACGACAUGUCUCUGACCAUUCCUGUGCCCCCGCGCGACACCAGCCCGCCGUCGUCCGUCGAGGCAGUCAGCCCGCGCUCCAUCAUCGAGGCCGACUCCGACCCCUCGGAUGGACUGGAAAGCUGUGACACGAGCACCAAGUCAGUCAACCAGAGCAUCUUCGACUUUGUACGCGAGAAUGGCAGGACCUACCACCGCUACCAGGCCGGCUCGUAUCCUUUUCCCAACGACCAGUUUGAGAUCGAGCGGAUGGACCUACAAUUCGAGAUUCUGAAGGUGCUGUUCAAGGGACGCAAUUUCUUCGCGCCACUAAAGGACCCACGCAAAAUAUUCGACAUUGGCACAGGAACAGGCAAAUGGGCGAUAGAGAUGGGCAAUACGUUUCCAAAGGCCGAAGUUACAGGAACAGAUCUCUCACCCAUCCAGCCCGAGUGGGUACCGAACAACGUCAAGUUCGUCAUCGACGAUGCCAACGAAGAAGACUGGAUGCUAGAUCCUAUGGACUACAUCCACACUCGCCUCCUGGCUGGCAGUUUCGAGGACUUUCGGGACGUCAUCGCGAAAUCGUUUCGCUACUUGAAGCCUGGUGGCUGGAUGGAAUCCCAGGAGAUGAUGACAACAGUUUAUUGUGAUGACGGAACAAUGAGCCCAGAUUUCGCUUUCGCAGAGUGGACGCAGACGCAAGACCAAGCUGCCAUGAACCUCGGGAAGCCUCUUCGCAUCGCAAACAAGCUGAAACGCUGGUACGAGCAAGCCGGGUUCGUGGAUGUCCACGAGGAAGUAUUCAAGCUGCCCAUCAACUCGUGGCCGAAGGAUCCGCAAUUCAAGAUGCUCGGCCGGUUCAAUGAGACCAAUCUUCUCGACGGGCUGCAAGCUUUCAGCCUUCAGCUGUUCCAGAGAGGCCUGAACUGGACCAAGGAUGAGAUCGAAGUCUACUUGGUCCAUGUCCGAAAGGCGCUAUCGGAUCGGAAUGUGCACGCCUACCACAAGAUCUACGUGGUCUGGGGGAGAAAGCCAGAAGAAAACGAACUCGGUGUUCCAAGCCCGCCGUCUCAGCCUACGUCCUAACGAGUCGCCUCGCAUAGUUUCUGAUGUACACGCAUAACGAAUUUCCUUGCCUUCAGUCUUCAGCAUUUCAGCGGUGCAAAAGCGGUUCAUCGGCGGCUAUUUCCGGAGUUUUCGUCAUUCGCGCAACCUCGCACUUUCGAAGGACUUCUGGCAUCGGUGGAGCUAGGCGUACUUUCUGUUCUUCGCAUCCAUGCAUUAAGCACAUCGGGGGCCUUUUGCUGUUUCCAAAAGCCGAUUCUACAGUCGGACAUCGUCGAUUCUGUUGGAUAAUGGACCGAAUUUGAGCGUUGGAGUACGAGCAUGGUGUUCAUUGAAGAUUGGCACAAGCAAUUGAAUACGGAACGAGGUUUGGAACCCAGCAAAUGUUAUAUCAUGUUGC